Molecule: messenger RNA, 6744 nt
Organism: Odocoileus virginianus texanus
Lineage: Eukaryota; Metazoa; Chordata; Mammalia; Artiodactyla; Cervidae
Source: RefSeq, a predicted model, not a curated record
AGCCAUUUUUGCUGUCUUUUGGUUACUAUUUGAAUGAAAUCUGUUUUCAGUCUUUUCCAUUUCAACUGCUUUGUGCCUUUGGAUUGCAAACAAGGCUUGUGUAGACAGCAUAUAAUUGGAUCAUGUGUUUUUUUUUAUUUUGCCAAAAUUGGAGCAUUUAAUCCAUUGACAUUUGGUGUUACAAGCCAAAAUUACAGUAAUGGUAGCUUUUUAUAUUAAUAACUUGUUAAAAGUUCAUCUCUCAGAUACAAAAAGUACAGUUACAAACUGCUGUUACAGUAAUACUAACUUUCAUCAUUAUCCAUGUGUAUCUUUCAUAUUCAUGUGGCUUUGAGUUACUGUCUAGUAUUCCUUCAUUUCUUUCAUUUGUAGGACCUCCUUGAAUUGCAGGCCAGGUCUAGUGAUCUUGAACUCCAUCAGCUUUUGCUUAUCUGGAAAUAUCUUAACUUCUCUCUCACUUUUGAAGGACAGUUUUGCUAAAUAUAGAUUCUUGGUUGACAGAUUUUGUCUUUUAGUACUUUGAACAUAUCUGCCCAUUUAUCUUUUGGCCUCCAAAGUUUCUGAUGUGAAAUCCACCAGUAAACUUACUGAGGAUCACUUGUAUGUGAUGAUUCACUUCUCUUGUUUUCAAAAUUCUUCUUUAUCUUUUUGGAAGUUUGACAAUAAUAUGUCUCUGAGUUCAUCUUUUUUGGAGCUCGUUAGAUGUGUAUGUCUCUCAUAACAUUUGGGAAGUUUUCAGCCAUUAUUUCUGUGCCCUUUUCUUUGUUUCUUACUCAUCCAGGACUCCCAUGAUAUGAAUGUUGGUCUGUUUGAUGUCCCACAGGUCCCUUAAGUGCUGUUUAUGUUUCUUCAAUCUUUCUGUUCUUCAGGCCUAAUAAUUUUCUUUGUUUUAAUUUCAAGUUUGCUGAAUCUUUUUUCUACCUAUCCAGGUCUGCCUUCAAAUCUCUCUAAUGAAUUCUCAGUUUCAGUUAUACUUUUCAGUUCCAGAAUUUCUUUAUGAUUGCUUCUUAGGUUUUCUGUUGCUCUACAGUUCCAUUUUGUUAACAUGAAUGACUGUACACAUCUUCCUUUAGUUCUUUGAGUAUCUUUAAGACAGUUGUUUUAAAAUCUUUGAAAGAGAGCUAAUGGAAUUUUUUCCAGACAGAGACAGUUUGUGAUGAUUUAUUUUUUCCCUUGAAUAGGCCAUACUUCCCUAUUUCUUUGUAUGCCUUAUGAUUUUUUUGGUUAUUGAAUCUAACAAUGUGAUAACCCUAGAAACCAGAUCUUCCCUAUUCCUUAAGAUUUGUUGUUUUUUGUUAUUGUUUGGCCUUUUGUCAUUGUUGUAGGCUGCCUCUACACUGAAGAUCACCCUGAGGUAUAAACAUAAAGUCUUCUCAGGUUAUUUUCUGAGCAUUUUCCUGGGUGUGCAUGGUCACUUUAUAAUUUUCUAUGCAUAUGCAGUUGUUUUUUAGUGCCUUAGUCUUUAGUAUUUUGCUUGUAAAGGGGAGAAAAGCAGAAAAUGAAGGGGUGAAGGGCACCAGCCUUUAAAAUCUCCUGGAAUUCACUUCAGAUGAGAGGGAGGGACUUGAAACAAUGGGAGAAGGUGGAAUAGCAAUGGUGGCCUACCCUUUGUCUGCACCUCUGUGAUCAGAAAUAGCUGGCAACAAUCAGAGGAGAGAUCCCUCAUUUCGGAGGACAGAGUCCUUUUUGCCUGCUGUGGCUUCUGCAAACUCUGCAAGCUGCUCAGGGACAGCUGCUUACCACUUGGCUGAGGGUGGGCAGCUGCUACUGUACAGAGAGCUGAAAUUGACCAAAGUUAAUUGUAACUUACUUCGUCCUCUCUGGAAGUUGUAAGCCUUCAGCAGACUUCAGAGCUCCACAGUAGUUACAUCAGGCGGAUUCUGCUGGUGCAGUAGUUGUCUAUGUGGGAGACAGAUUGCUUGUGCUUCUGCUCUACCAUCGUCCCAUAAUUUUCCAAUUAGAUUUUAAAAGAGUCCCUUCACUGAUACAAAAUAAUUAGCUGAGGUGGUUAACAUAACAUUUAGUGUAAAAAUAUAAAGUCACUUGCUCUUUUUUCAGCAGUGAUUUAUAUGGUCAUAUUACAUAUUAUAUUGUAAACUAUAAUUUUUAGUGAUCAUUUUGAGGGGUUGUUUUUUAUGUGUGUUCUGUUAUUUCUUUAAAUCUCAGCAAACUGGACAUUUGAGUAGGUUUUGAGAAAUGUCUGCAGUUUAGUGGACUGCAUCUACCUUCUGCCUUCUCCCCAUCCUUACAAAAGUAAAUGGGAUGUUUCAGAAGAGAGCUGUAUUAAAAGAAGUGUGUUGCAAAUGGCUUCAGAAGCUGUGAAUGCAAAACAGGCUAGGAAUCGCUUCACAAAGGGGAAAAGACAACAGCAAAUAAAGAACAGAUCUUCACUUGGUGAUGGCGAUGCAGAAGACUCCUUUCUCUUUGAAGCAAAUGAAGCUUGGAAAGAUUUUCAUGGUUCUCUUCUUCAGUUUUAUGAAAAUGGAGAACUCUGUGAUGUCACACUGAAGGUUGGCUCAAAGCUAAUUUCCUGUCACAAACUGGCAUUGGCUUGUGUUAUUCCCUACUUCAAAGCCAUGUUUCUCUCUGAAAUGGCUGAAGCCAAGCAAACACUGAUUGAAAUAAGAGAUUUUGAUGGUGAUGCAAUAGAAGACUUGGUAAAGUUUGUCUAUUCUUCACGGCUCACUUUGACAGUUGACAAUGUCCAGCCUCUCUUAUAUGCAGCCUGUAUUCUACAGGUUGAACUGGUGGCUAGAGCUUGUUGUGAAUACAUGAAGUUACAUUUUCAUCCCUCCAACUGUCUGGCGGUAAGAGCCUUUGCAGAAAGUCACAAUCGAAUAGACUUAAUGGACAUGGCGGAUCAGUAUGCCUGUGAGCAUUUUACUGAAGUGGUGGAGUGUGAAGACUUCGUGAGUGUGUCGCCUCAGCAUCUCCAUAAGCUUUUGUCCUCCAGUGACCUAAACAUUGAGAAUGAAAAGCAGGUCUAUAGUGCUGCUAUCAAGUGGCUUCUUGCCAAUCCUCAGCAUCAUCCCAAGUGGUUGGAUGAAACACUUGCACAGGUUCGUUUGCCGCUGUUGCCAGUUGACUUUCUCAUGGGUGUUGUGGCAAAAGAACAGAUUGUCAAACAAAAUCUAAAAUGUAGAGAUUUAUUAGAUGAAGCAAGAAAUUACCACCUUCACUUGAGUAGCAGAGCAGUACCUGACUUCGAAUACUCUAUUCGGACUACCCCAAGGAAACAUACUGCUGGUGUGCUGUUUUGUGUAGGUGGUCGAGGUGGAUCAGGUGACCCCUUCCGCAGUAUUGAAUGCUAUUCUAUCAACAAAAACAGUUGGUUCUUUGGACCAGAAAUGAACAGUCGAAGGCGACAUGUGGGUGUAAUCUCAGUGGAAGGUAAAGUGUAUGCAGUGGGUGGACAUGAUGGCAAUGAACAUUUAGGUAGCAUGGAGAUGUUUGAUCCUCUCACUAAUAAAUGGAUGAUGAAGGCAUCAAUGAACACAAAGAGGCGAGGAAUUGCCUUGGCUUCCUUGGGAGGCCCAAUUUAUGCCAUUGGAGGGUUAGAUGACAACACUUGCUUCAAUGAUGUGGAGAGAUAUGACAUAGAAUCUGACCAGUGGAGUACAGUGGCACCCAUGAAUACCCCCCGUGGAGGCGUUGGCUCCGUGGCUCUCGUGAACCAUGUUUAUGCAGUAGGUGGCAAUGAUGGAGUAGCUUCUCUGUCUAGUGUGGAGAGGUAUGAUCCACAUCUCGAUAAGUGGAUAGAAGUUAAAGAGAUGGGUCAGCGAAGAGCAGGCAAUGGAGUUAGUGAGCUCCAUGGUUGCUUAUACGUUGUUGGUGGUUUUGAUGAUAAUUCUCCUCUGAGUUCUGUUGAACGGUAUGACCCUCGAAGCAACAAAUGGGAUUACGUAGCAGCCCUUACCACUCCCAGGGGUGGAGUAGGGAUUGCAACAGUGAUGGGCAAAAUCUUUGCAGUUGGUGGCCAUAAUGGAAAUGCAUAUCUAAAUACAGUGGAAGCAUUUGAUCCAGUGCUGAAUAGGUGGGAGCUUGUUGGAUCUGUGUCUCACUGCAGAGCUGGAGCAGGUGUAGCUGUAUGUGCCUGUUUAACUAGCCAAAUCCGAGAUGUAGGUCACGGAUCCAGCAAUGUGGUUGACUGUAUGUGACUUGAGUUCGAGUCACCAACAGUUUAGUCUUAUCUGACUGGCAAGAAAGACAAGGAGGAUUUUGUAAUGGCCACCUUUGAGCAGUUUUAACUAUUACUAGAGUGUCAUGUAAAUGUAAACUGUUGUAUGUGACUGAGUGCAACUUUUGGAAUGGUAGCUGAAGAAUUACUAGUAAUAAAGUUAAUAUUUCCCACUUUAACAAAUAAUUAAGUAGGGAAAGAAGACAGUCUAAGCUGAAACCUCCUCCAAAAAAAAAAAAAGAAACGUUUAACAGAGUGGAGUGCCAGAACCUUGAAAUUAACUUUUUUUUUUUUAAGUGUGGAUGAAUGAAAAUGCAAAAUGAAGUCACUUGCUGAGCUUUACCUUUUGCCUAAAGGCGUUGACCUUAGGCAUUGGAUUUUCCCUCUGGGGAGGUAAGAACCUGUUCAUCAACUCAGAGAUACCAGGACUCCUAACAGACCUGCUCCAUUUGAAGAUCAUUUCUCCUUGGUGCUGAUGAAUUUAUGCCUUGCUUUCUUCUAGGUGUUGAUUUGUCAAUUCCUUGGAUAUUUACAGAAGUAGGAAAAAUAUUUCAUCUUUCUGAGUGUCCCUGGGCUGUGUUUUCAGAAGCCUAUAGGAUUAUAGGCUUCAUUUCAGUUUGAAUUGUUAGGACACCAAAAGAUCUAAAUGAACAGUUCCAUCUGAAUGAAUCUACACUUAUUUUUUCAUGUGAAAGGGGUUUUGUUUCAUAGUAAUAAAAAUGGAAUCACAUGAGAUUAUUAGAGGAGAAAGCUUUAGAGUCAGCAUUAUUCUAGUGCCCACUUGAGACCUUGAUUGAAUGGGAGUGGUGUCCAUUAUGCGACUCCCUAAUGAUGCAACUCCGAGAAUGUGUUUAACACUCUUUGAUUUAACUAUUUCAUUCUGAAUCUGAGAUUUAUUAUCCUUCUAUUUUGCUAUUUGCCACCAUCAUAGUUUUUCUAACUGUACAGAAUCUGGAUUUAUUUAUUAUGAGAAAUUGAAUUCAUUUCUACAAAAGCCCUUUACAGACUUUAGUUGAACUGUUGAUUAGUUCAUAUCCAUCUUUACCAAUAAAAGAUAAUUGUAAAAGCAAAGGAAGAUAAAACUUUUUCUCUUGUUACAUUUCUCUCCAGUGUACUUACUGAAUUUUAAUUGAAAAUAUUUCUGUACAUUGCUUUGAAGGCAGGCUGUUUAUACACCUGUUGAUCUAACAGCUCUUCAUGGUUUUACCAGCAUUAUAAAGUGACUUACUCAUUAUAUGUAUAUAUUUUUAUAAAUAUUUAUGAAGGAUAUUAAAUUAUUCUAUUUUGUAUUUGCAGUGCAGUUUGGUACUUCUCUUCCAGACGUUCUUGAAUUCUCCUUUAGUUAUGCCUUAGAAUUUAGUAUAGUUUAUUGAUGUCAGUCAUCUUUUUCAUGAAGAAGCUAGGGCAAUGCAGAACACUGCUCCAUCCACCCAGUCCUGAAGUUAACUGCCUAGUAGCUGUGAUGGGCCUUGUUAAAUGACAGCCUAGACUUGUCAGUACAGCAAGGCAAAAAGCCACAUUACAAAAGCUAGUGCUUUGUGUAUAUUCAAUCAAAAAAAUAAGGUAAAGAAAAUAUAAAAGAGAACUCAGCUAGCAGAAAAAGGUCUUUCAUGAAGCCAACCUAAAUGUUCCUAAAUUAUGGCAAUUUUUGCUGUCAGCCUGUGGGCAAGUCCAUAAGUCAUUGCUGAAUCUGAACUGAUGUUCUCUUGUACAACUGUAACCGUAUUUCAGUCAACCCCCAAAGCAGAUAACUCUGUAGCACUCACUGGACUGGCUACAACUGGCUGCAUGUGGAGAGUAAGGCUCAAAACCUGGCUUCAGCUCUUUCCCAGGUCUAAUGGACUUCCUGUAUUAUAAUACUUGUCUAGGGAUGGUUGCCUAAUGUCAUAUUUAUUUUGGGAGGUGGAUCUUUUAUUCUUUCUAAGGUUAUUUAAAAAAUGUUUUUUCUUUUAUUUCUGCCUUUGUCAUGAGUAUAGCAUUUGAGAGCAUGAAGGUGUUAUAUUUCCAUUACUAGUUUUAUAAGUAUUGGAGUCAUCUAACAUUACUAAGUUGGUACUCUAGCUACCCAUAAAAUAUGAACUACUCCUAAGGGAAGUAAUGUGAAGUAAACCACACAUGGCUAACUGUUACAUUAUGUACAGGCCAUCAGAAGUACAGCCCUGAAGGACCUGACAAUAGUAUGAAAAGAUUAAAGUGGAUUCAGUAUGCAGUCUCUUUAUUAAAAACAUUUUUUGAGAUAUGAAGUGUGAAUCAUGUUGAAGGAAUUCUGUGUUUGAAAGGUGAUUAUACUGAUGGGAAUAGAAGGAUGAAAUACUCAAAGAUGGCUACUAAGUUGUGAGGCCUGUCACUUUAACUUCGGAUGUUAAUACCAUCUACCAAAAAGACGUAAAAGAGAGCUAAAAUUCUAAAUUAUAAAUGGAAAACAAGAAAAAGUAAAAAUUGGCACAUUUAAGAAAUAUUUCUAGGUGCUUUUGAGUGAUUCUCCCAUACUGUCAUUAAAGCUGCUGCAUUUACCUGUGUUGUACUGCCACUUUAAAAAUAAAUUACUUGGUAAUGUUUUUGCUUAA